AUGGCUGUUUGCCAUUGCAGAGGAGGGGAGAGCAUUGAGAACCUGUACAAACAAUAAUGCCCCUGAAUAUUCUCCUGCAUACACUGAGUGUACAAAACAGUAGGAACAACUUCCUAGUAUUGAGUUGCACUCCCUUUCGCCCUCAGAACUACCCACCCCUACCCCACCCCCACAAAAAUAAAUAAAUAUAUAUAUAUAUAUUGUAAAGUGGUUAUCCCACUGGCUAUCAUAAGGUGAAUGCACCAAUUUGUAAGUCGCUCUGGAUAAGAGCGUCUGCUAAAUGACGAAAAUGUAAAUGUAGAACAGCCUCAAUUCGUUGGGGCAUGGACUCUACAAGGUGUCGAAAGCGUUCCACAGGGAUGCUGGCCCAUGUUGACUCCAAUGCUUCCCACAGUUGUGUCAAGUUGGCUGGAUGUCCUUUGGGUGGUGGACCAUUCUUGAUACACACGGGAAACUGUUGAGCGUGAAAAACCCAGCAGCGUUGGAGUUCUUGACACAAACCGGUGCGCCUGGCACCUACUACCAUACCCUGUUCAAAGGCACUUAAAUAUUUUGUCUUGCCCAUUCACCGUCUGAAUGGCACACAUACACAAUCCAUGUCUCAAUUGUCUCAAGGCUUAAAAAUCCUUCUUUAAUCUGUCUCCUCCCAUUCAUCUACACUGAUUGAAGUGGAUUUAACAAGUGACAUCAAUAAGGGAUCAUAGCUUUCAGCUGGAUUCACCUGGUCAGUCUAUGUCAUGGAAAGAGCAGGUGUUCACAAUGUUUUGUACACUCAGUGUAUAUCCCAUUAUAGAAUAGAGACCAGAAUAGAACAGAAUAGAUAGAAUAGAGAUUAGAGUUAGAAUAUCAUCAGAUUCAGUUGGGAGUUAAAUUAAACCAUCAGCUUCAUGACUCAACGGAUUGUUAACUGUCAUCAUGACGAUAGUGUUACUAUGAAUGCUAAUGCACUAGACUGGACAGAUACAGUACCAUUGGAUGGACAUACCCACACCAGUUCUCUGCUGUGCUGUGUUAGACAGGCACACUGCCUAAAAAGAUGAGAGAGGCCUGUAAUUUUCAUCAUAGGUACACGUCAACUAUGACAGACAAAUUGAGAAAAAAAAUUCCAGAAAAUCCCAUUGUAGGAUUUUUAAUGAAUUUAUUAGCAAAUUAUGGUGGAAAAUAAGUAUUUGGUCACCUACAAACAAGCAAGAUUUCUGGCUCUCACAGACCUGUAACUUCUUCUUUAAGAGGCUCCUCUGUCCUCCACUCGUUACCUGUAUUAAUGGCACCUGUUUGAACUUAUUAUCAGUAUAAAAGACACCUGUCCACAACCUCAAACAGUCACACUCCAAACUUCACAAUGGCCAAGACCAAAGAGCUGUCAAAGGACACCAAAAACAAAAUUGUAGACCUGCACCAGGCUGGGAAGACUGAAUCUGCAAUAGGUAAGCAGCUUGGUUUGAAGAAAUCAACUGUGGGAGCAAUUAUUAGGAAAUGGAAGACAUACAAGACCACUGAUAAUCUCCCUCGAUCUGGGGCUCCACGCAAGAUCUCACCCCGUGGGGUCAAAAUGAUCACAAGAACGGUGAGCAAAAAUCCCAGAACCACACGGGGGGACCUAGUGAAUGACCUGCAGAGAGCUGGGACCAAAGUAACAAAGCCAACCAUCAGUAACACACUACGCCGCCAGGGACUCAAAUCCUGCAGUGCGAGACGUGUCCCCCUGCUUAAGCCAGUACAUGUCCAGGCCCGUCUGAAGUGCAUUUGGAUGAUCCAGAAGAGGAUUGGGAGAAUGUCAUAUGGUCAGAUGAAACCAAAAUAUAACUUUUUGGUAAAAACUCAACUCGUCAUGUUUGGAGGACAAAGAAUGCUGAGUUGCAUCCAAAGAACACCAUACCUACUGUGAAGCAUGGGGGUGGAAACAUCAUGCUUUGGGGCUGUUUUUCUGCAAAGGGACCAGGACGACUGAUCCGUGUAAAGAAAAGAAUGAAUGGGGCCAUGUAUCGUGAGAUUUUGAGUGAAACCCUCCUUCCAUCAGCAAGGGCAUUGAAGAUGAAACGUGGCUGGGUCUUUCAGCAUGACAAUGAUCCCAAACACACCGCCCGGGCAACGAAGGAGUGGCUUCGUAAGAAGCAUUUCAAGGUCCUGGAGUGGCCUCGCCAGUCUCCAGAUCUCAACCCCAUAGAAAAUCUUUGGAGGGAGUUGAAAGUCUGUGUUGCCCAGCGACAGCCCCAAAACAUCACUGCUCUAGAGGAGAUCUGCAUGGAGGAAUGGGCCAAAAUACCAGCAACAGUGUGUGAAAACCUUGUGAAGACUUACAGAAAACGUUUGACCUGUGUCAUUGCCAACAAAGGGUAUAUAACAAAGUAUUGAGAAACUUUUGUUAUUGACCAAAUACUUAUUUUCCACCAUCAUAUAACAAUAAAUUCAUUAAAAAUCCUACAAUGUGAUUUUCUGGAUUUUUUUUUCUCAUUUUGUCUGUCAUAGUUGACGUGUACCUAUGAUGAAAAUUACAGGCCUCUCUCAUCUUUUUAAGUGGGAGAACUUGCACAAUUGGUGGCUGACUAAAUACUUUUUUUCCCCACUGUAUCUAUCUGAGUGAGCACUCAGGAUGCAUUUUGAAGUAGUUGUGAAUGUCAUAAUGCUAGAGGGAGAGAGACAGCGAGAGGGAGGGAGAGAGAAAGAGAGAGAGAGAGGGAGAUAGGCAGGUUGGAAUAUAGUGGAGAGGGAGAGGAGAGUCUGACUGAGUCAUAAGGAAUUAGAAUUUCUAAUGGGGUUUGAUUGCAUCCAGGAUUUUUCAGUCAGGGUUCGUUUGGACUAACGGGUGAGGAAGGAAAGGACAGAUUCAACCUUGAGACAAAAUGCUGCUUUAACUCCAUUAGAUGUCUACCAGUGUCCAAAUGAACUAUAAGUAGUAAUUCUGUAUUUAGAUCAAAAUUACAUGGCACAGAAAUGUAACACUAUUUUUUUUUUUACAUUUGACUACAACUUCUGUGGAGGGAUGACAUUUGGAAAUCCUGAACAAUUAGAAAAGGAAAAUGGCCGUCCUAAACGUUGAGAUAAAUAUGAAAGAUCACCACACACCACAUCACAGAAUUCAGACUGUCCUGUCUCUUUUCUGUCCCCUCUUUUGUAGCCGUAGAGAGGACAAACUGAGAAUCCCCAGUGGAUGGCUGUGUCACCUGGCCCCUGAAAUAGUCUCUCAGCUCUCCCCUGAAACAGAGGAGGACAAGCUGCCUUUCUCCAAACAGUCAGAUGUCUUUGCUUUCGGGUGAGUACAGCUACGUCUCAAAUGGCACCUUAUUCCCUAUUUAGUAUAGUACUCUUGACCAGGGCCCGUAGCUCUUCUCUUUGUUCUGAGGAGUGUUUUAGGGGCCUCUUUACUCUGAAGGUUUUCCCAGAGUCUCUGUCUUGUUUUCAUUGGACCUUCACGCCUGAUUUUAUUUGAAUUGAAUUGAAUUGAAAAAAACGUCAUCCCACAAGGGGAACUUGGAUUUGACAUCAGCAAGACACAUACUGUGAUGUUUUUUAGGUUCUAAUCCAUCUCAUCCAAAUCAUGUUUGGAAUGGUUAUAAUAACCAAGGCCAGGAGUCUUUCCUGGCCACCUGACCUGACCAGGAACAACUCUGGUAUCCUAGUUAUAACACUCCAUUCUCCAGGCCUGCCUUUCCAUUUGUAUUUUUUCCUCUUCUGUGAUCGUCACAGACGCCUUUGCGUGGCUGGACCCUGCUCUGUUGGCUCCUAACACAAUUGCAUUUUCAGAUGCCCUCCCAUAUGGAGGGACUGUCACUGAAUCAGUCUGAGGGGGAUGGAUGCAGCAUUCACACACGCUGUAUGGGUCCCAAAUGGCACCCUAUUCCCUAUAUAGACCAGAGCCCUAUGGGAAUAAAGGGUAUAGGGUGCCAUUUGGGACGUAGCCACUGUCCAGCUGGUCUGUUGGUGCCUUAGUGUUACCUAGAGGUGACCCCUGAAGCUGUUUUACAUAUUCAACAAUUCUCCAUGUGUUUUUCUGUCUUGGCCGAAUGCUAUUUUUAUGCUACUCAAAACCCGGUCGUUGACAUGGCAGUGGAAAAAAUGCCUUGUCAUAAUGAUAAGAGAGGAUGCUGUGACGAUGUUGAUGACGUAUGAUUAUGAUUAUGAGUUAAUGGACUGUUUAUCAGAUCAUAUACAUCUAUCAGGUUUGAUAUAAAGUUAGUGAAAGGGUUGUUUCUUUAAAAAAGGCAACCUUGUGGUCUGACUGUCAGACUCAUUGUGGGUGCUUCUGGAGCUUUUAAGUGGAUUCUGACAACCACAACGGACAUACAGUAUAGAAAUCCAGGUUUAGAUAUUCAACUUGGUGUGAUACCGCUUGUGUGUGAACGUCUGUUGUAGUAUUUAUUUUAUAAUGUCCACAUUAUAGGAAAAUAUUACAUGCACACAUCCUAUCUCUCUGAGCAGGUGCUGGAUAUAUAUAUUUUUAAAAGACGCGGCACCCCGCAUGGUAUGCUACCAUGGGAUUUAUCUGUGACCAAGUUAAAUGCAUAAUGCCAUCAUUUCCAUUUAGUAAACCAUGGGAUAUUUCAUACAUCCGCUCCAACUGAUUCCCCCUGUACUGUCCCUACAGCACUAUCUGGUAUGAGUUGCAUGCACGUGAGUGGCCUUACAAGAACCAGCCAGCAGAGGUUAUCAUCUGGCAGGUGGGCAGUGGGAUGAAGCCCAACCUCACACAGAUCGGCAUGGGCAAAGAGAUAUCGGUGAGUGUUCCUCAUAUACAGUAAACUAGCUGUACCACAUUUCAGGUAAAAGUCGCUCACUAGUUGUAGGUGUACAUAUUGUAUGUCCGUGGGCAAAGUGAUAUCGCUGAGUGGUGUUCUUUGUAAUACUGCACUGUUGACUGUUUUUCUUCACAGAGCGACGCACCCCACCUGGUUGUUUUUAGGUGUGAUCUGCAUACUUAUCAAUUCACAGGUGUUCAGAAUGAGCAUCUUCGUUCCUGGAAUGUUCUUGGAAUAAGACUAAGUGAUCAUGUACACCUGUCUGGGCGGUCUGGGAUGUUUUUGAGUUUUCUGUUGGCUGUUGUUGAGUUAUUUGUGUUUUCUGAACCACUCCACACUAGAAGUUCUCUCACUGGUGGCAUUCAUCCAUUUGUCCAGUUACACUUUCUCUCCCGUGUUUCCGGUGUCUACCUGGGUCUCUAAAGGGGAGUCUGUUCUGUCUCUCUCUGUCCAGGACAUCCUGCUCUUUUGCUGGGCGUUCGAGCAGGAUGAAAGGCCCAGCUUCUCCAAGCUGGUGGAUCUGCUGGAAAAGUUGCCAAAACGGAACCGUCGCCUUUCCCACCCAGGGCACUUCUGGAAGUCAGCUGAGUAUGUCAAAUGA
This is a messenger RNA of Coregonus sp. 'balchen', 5337 nucleotides long. NCBI's taxonomy places the organism in Eukaryota, Metazoa, Chordata, Actinopteri, Salmoniformes, Salmonidae. The record is from the annotation of a GenBank genome assembly.